Heterobasidion irregulare TC 32-1 is the source of this 150-nucleotide messenger RNA. RefSeq lists its product as uncharacterized. The transcript has a single exon. The record is from RefSeq and is a predicted model, not a curated record. Lineage: Eukaryota; Fungi; Basidiomycota; Agaricomycetes; Russulales; Bondarzewiaceae. The annotation marks the transcript as partial.
UUUGUCCUUGUAAUCCAUUUAUUUGAAGAGUCUAGAUAUCCUUUCCAGCAUACCAGGUACUGGUAUCUGUAUUCUCGUUUUCUUCCAUUAAGAAUUUCUUUGACUUUGUAUUCUUCUUGUCCUUUUAUGAGGUCAGGUGGUUGUUCGUAA